UCAAAGCCGGAAGUGCUGGCGGAAAAGUAACCAUCUUCACGGAAACAUUGUAUCCCAAACUGUGUGGUUUUGGAUUGGAUGUGUUUUUAGAAGGUCUACGAGUACCUUGUUUUUGUUGUGUGUAAUGGGUGGAUAUGGGGUCAUGGCUAGCGAGGAGUCAUUGGAUUAUUCCGUGCACGAAGCAUGGAAUGAAGCGACUAAUGUUUAUCUUCUUGUUAUUUUGGUCAGCUUCGGUCUCUUGAUGUACGCGAGAAAAAACAAGAGGAAGAUCAUGCGCAUUUUUGCACUGCCCCCCACCGCCGGGACCACUCCAGAGCCGAAUUUCUACGACAGUUUGCAGAAAGUGAGGUUGCGACAACAGCUUGAGAUGUACUCCUAUUCACGAAAAUAUGACCAAGCUCAGCAGGGUCAAACAGAUAGUGUACAACUCUCCAUGGAGUGAAAAGUGGCCGUUGGCUACACAUCCCACAUAUGAAAUCAAGUCACACAAGCGCAGAAAAUGGACCAAGCAUUUCACUACCGGGUGAAGGGACUCAGAAGAUACACACCAUUGACUAGGAUAGUCAUGGUAGUACACCCAUUUGAGACAAUUGCACAACUGGGUAAUAGCCCUACUGGAAGGAGUUCAAUUGAUUAUUAUAAUCCUUAGUAGUGUGCAUGCAUCUGUUGCAGCUGAUGUAGACAGUCAUGUUUGAUUUUACAUUAAUAUAGAUAAUAGCCUGGUGAUGCGGAAGUCAAUUGUGAAUUUGCCUCCCUCUAGUGGCCGUGAAUAUAAUUGCUUCACUAAACUGAAUUCAUGCUUUUUCUUCUCCUGACUUUCGACAGUGAGGGAGGGCUGGACUCGCCCUAGUUAGAGGUAAUGCAAGUGCAGUUAUGUGACUUUUUAAAUUAAAAAUAUAUGUAUGA
This is a messenger RNA of Clupea harengus (Atlantic herring), 906 nucleotides long. RefSeq names its product small integral membrane protein 19 (gene smim19). Lineage: Eukaryota; Metazoa; Chordata; Actinopteri; Clupeiformes; Clupeidae. The record is from RefSeq and is a predicted model, not a curated record.